CCUUUAGCCUGCCACUCGGCUGCAUAAACGAGCAACUUCACCACGCGACCGACGUUGCAGCGCUCUCUUCAUUGCCUUAAUACCCACCAGCAGCAGCAGCAGACCAUGGCGCCCAACACCAACACCAGCGGAGACGUGUGCGUGGAGGAAGUGCGUAGCAGUCUCUCUCUCGACAGCUACGACGUCGGCGCGAUGAUCAGCCCUCGCCCCACCAGCAGCAAGCACAACCCGGAGGACGUUGUCAUUUUCUUUGACUGGGACGACACACUGAUGGCUUCGUCCGCCAUCGCCAAGCUCGGUCUGUGCCCCAAGUACAUUAACGAGGAGCCCGAGAUCCCCGACGACGUACAAGCCGAACUUAAGGAGCUCGAAGAGUCCGUCGUACAACUCCUGGAGACUGCGCUGUCCUACGGUCGUGUGGUUGUCGUGACGGCCGCAGAGAGUGGUUGGGUCGAGCUCUCAGCGUCGCUCUUCAUGCCUCGUCUCGUGCCAUUCUUCAACACUCGCAUCAAAGUCAUCUCUGCUCGCUCCACAUACGAAUAUCUGUACCCGGACUGCCCGCGUCGGUGGAAGAUGGAGGCAUUCAACAAUGAAGUAUUCCCGGUGUGGGAGUCUUACGGCGAGGAGGACUCGGCAGGCAUCCCCCGACAUGUCAUUUCGCUCGGUGACGGCCCGACAGAACGCGAGGCGCUAAUCAACGUCAAGAUGCAGGCAAUGGACGCAUGCCAUGGCAAGUCAAUGAAGUUUAUCGCGUACCCGAAGAUCAGCGAGCUGCAGUUGGAAGUGGAACUUAUCCUUGCCAACAUGGAGCAUUUGUGUACCCACGAGGGCGACCUUGACCUGCAAAUCACGUGGGAAAUGCUCAACGGUGGCGCAUAAUCUGCUGAAGUGCGUGCAGUUCAAGUGAGCGUUGUGGCUCAAUGUGGCGCGGCGCUCAUGCGAUAUCGAGGGUUGACGGACGAGUUUGUGACGCUGCUGUUGCUUGUUCAAUGUUGAUAGAUGUAAAGUAUGACCGCGGGCCCAAUUACGUUUUUGGGAGGGCCCGACAUUGAACAAGUGGCCGAGGAGGAGACGCUCGGGAACUACCAAGCGCAGCAGCACCCGAGUCACGAUGCCGGAAAUGCUGCUACAAGAUGACUGCCGCGAACUGCUAGCCAACUGGAGAAGAACAGCGCUGCUGCCACUUACUUACCAUUACUAUCACUACUACGUACGUACAUAUCCCCAAGAAACCCAAGAAAUAACUUAUAGAUAAAAAAAACAUGUACUUUGUUGUCAA
Molecule: messenger RNA, 1279 nt
Organism: Phytophthora nicotianae INRA-310
Lineage: Eukaryota; Oomycota; Peronosporomycetes; Peronosporales; Peronosporaceae
Exons: 2
Coding region: 106-879 (257 amino acids)
Source: RefSeq, a predicted model, not a curated record